GGUAAGGUCCCCGCUGGAGGUGGAGGCCGCGCGGCGGUGGCACCAUGGCUCCGAACGCGCAGACAGAGGACGUGCGGCGUGGCCUCCGCGCGGUGCUGCUGGGGCCGCCCGGGGCGGGCAAGGGCACGCAGGCGCCCAAGCUGGCUGAAAGAUACUGCAUUUGCCACCUGGCAACAGGUGACAUGCUGAGGGCCAUGGUGGCGUCUGGAUCGGAACUGGGCAAACGGCUGAAGGAGACCAUGGAUGCCGGGAAGCUGGUGAGUGAUGAGAUGGUGGUAGAGCUGAUAGAGAAUAACUUAGACACCCCUCCCUGCAAGAACGGCUUCCUGCUGGAUGGCUUCCCUCGCACUGUGAGGCAGGCAGAGAUGCUGGAUGAUCUCUUGGAGAAAAGGAGAGAGAAGCUGGACUCUGUGGUUGAAUUCAGCAUUGCUGAUUCCUUGCUUAUCCGGAGAAUCACUGGCCGACUGAUUCAUUCAGCAAGUGGCCGCUCUUACCACGAGGAGUUCAACCCCCCAAAAGAACACAUGAAGGACGAUGUCACUGGGGAGCCCUUGAUCCGCCGUUCCGAUGAUAACGAAGCAGCUCUGAAGACUCGGCUGAAGGCCUACCACACGCAGACCACCCCGCUGAUCAACUACUACACCCGCCGUGGGAUCCACACGGCCAUCGACGCCUCCCAGACUCCUGACGUGGUGUUUGCCAGUAUCCUGGCAGCCUUCUCAAGAGCAACAUGUAAAGACCUGAUUAUGUUUGUGUAGAGCUCUUGGUUUGUGCAGAGCUCUCUCUUCUCUCUCUGUCUCUGUCUCUCUCUGCUGGGGUCAGGGGUCUGGUCACUAGAGAGUGAAAGAAGGGGGUGAUGCUGCAGCCUGAGAGUGGACUGCGCCCAUUAAACAAGCACUUGACAGUCUGCGUGAGCACAGUGGUGUCUGUAAGCGUGCAUUGCCUCUAGAGGGCACAGUGAGCUAACGCACCCGCCUGUCGCUGCUACGACAUGUUGGCCUCUGUUCGGGCUGAAAGAGAAUUCUAGUUUUGUUCACGAGACAAAGUUAAUUGGAAAACAGCUGCACUUCUCACUGCUAAGCUGGGGACUUGGGAGCCUCGCAGGAGGACUGGCAGUCGGGGCUGAGGCAUGUGGAGGAAGCUUACAAAAUGUCAGGCUGGUGUCGCUGUCUGUCCACUACUGCAGAUAAAAUGUUUUGUCUGCUCACGGGGGGGGGGGAGCCCACAUGUUGCAGGGGAGAGAAUGGGUGAAUCUAGUGGGAGUGUAGUGACUGACUGCAUGUGUGUGAGCCCACGUGGGUUAUCUGUUUAGGGGGGAUCAGGUGAAUCCAGUGGGAAUGCAGUGACUGACUGUGCGUGGGCACGCAUGCGUGUGUACAGCUUACUAUUAUUCCAUUCCAUGUAAGCAGAUGCUUGUGCCCCCUUAUCCUUGUCCUCUUUUGUCUUGUGUGAGCAGAGCUCUCACCUUUACAUCUACUUAUAACUGACUGUGACCUCCAGUAGAGAGAGCUCGUGGGGAAGGAAGGGGCAUGUAGGCAAUGAGAGGGGUUGAGCUGGGAUAUCAAUUCUUUUUCCUUGUUCCCAACGUCUGAACCUCUAGAGCUUGGUGUACACACAAGUGAUUCCUCAAGGACUCUGAGAUAAAGCUGUAACUGACACUUUAAGUGUCCUUCAGCUCCUCUCCAGCCUGACCUGCUGUGUGUUAGCAUGGAAAUGUACUUGAGUUUCUCAACCCAGGCUAAAAGCGUGACUGAAUCCUGCACUGCUGGGUGUUUGUUUAAUCCCAGAGCUUACUUUACCACGUUUUGGUGCUGCAGUAAAAAAUGAGGCUGGUAAGAAAGUAAUGAACCCUGUCCUGUGCAGGAAUCCAGCUGUAGCUAAAGGAUCCUAUUGUCAAUGCCAAUUGGCUGGCCUUGAUAAAACUUGGCCUUUGACCUACAGUUGGUUUUGCUCACUCGGUAUUUGACUCUCUCUUGCAUAGGGCAGGGGUGAGCAAAAUGUGGCCUGCCAGGCCAUUCUAUCUGGCCUGUGGGGCCUCCCCAAAAUUUAGAAAAUUUAAUAUUAAUCUGCCCCUGGCUGCCUGUCAUGCGGCCCUUGAUGGCUUGCCAAAACUCAGUAAGCGGCCCUCUGCUCGAAAUAAUUGCCAGCCCCUGGCAAAGGGGAUAUGGACUCUCUCCUUUUGGUGGCUGCUGUAGGGUAUGACCUGUUCAGCCAGAGGGCGUGCUGCCCUCCUUUUUCAUGACUUCAUUUCAUCUGAAAACCACUCAAUUCCUGAACAUCCCUUCUCAAGAAGUGCAGCUCUCCCCUCCCUAUCGAGACUGCUCUAAAUAGCCCCAGAAAUUGAAAGCAGUCUCGUCACUGCUGAUUUGUGAAAGCAUGUGACUGUGCGGAAAGGGGCUCAGAAGGAAACACAGCAAUUUUAGAAUUCGCUGGCAGUUGUCCCCUGAUUUGGCUUCUUUGACUUCUAGUGUUGUAUAGGUCGUUUCCUCUUGCUGUUGCUGCAAGGGUGACCUUGAGGGGGUGGUACUGCUGGCAGGCUUCUGGGCACAAAUGUUUUGAGGGGGUGGUGGUGGGAGACAGGUCACCAGUUAGUCUAGGACAACAAAUGUUCAGGGAGUAGGCGGUAAUAGAUGGGUGUGUCUGAAGGCCACUCUCAUGCAUUUUGCUUGCCUAGAGAAAAGUCUCUCCUAUCAGAGCAGCUUUUUAUCCCAACUCCUGCUUUUUGAAUCUCUAGAGAUAAAGGGGGCACUGGAAGCAAUAAAGUCAUGGAAGAGAGGGUUGUUUUUUUUUUCCAAGAAGUCAUCCUGGAUGCGGGAGAAGCUUGAUUUCCCCAUGAGAACAGCAUGUUCCCCUGCAUUCGGUCUGAGUGGCGGCCAUAUCGGCCCCGUUCCACCAUACAUCAUAAUUCAUUUGGUGUUUUUUUUUCUCCUUAAAUCUAUGUUUCUUUUUUUUUUCUUUGUUUCCAUUUUAUUCCAGCCGAGUGACUACGUGAGCCAGAUGAGACACCACCAAAGGCUGCAUGCUGUUCCACAUCAUUCCAUCCCUUCCCUUUGGGAGAGAGGGAGGGCUGUGGUGGGGCAUGGGGUCGUGGCUGAUCGGAGGAAGGGUGGGGAAGAUGCUAAAGGCAGACUGGUUUUUCUCAUCAGAAUCAUGCUUAAGAGGAGAUUUUUAUCUCUCUCAAAUCAGCAUAUGGGGAGGAAGAACGACUGCAGAGUGAAAAUGGAUUUCUGUGCCAAAGACCAGACCCUAGAUCCUUUGCUGUGUUAAGAGGGCUGGACUACCACGCUUCCACUUGGGACUGCAGUGCUUGCUCCAUGGUUUCUGAUGACUCCAGGGAGGUUGCAGAAUGGGUCGUUCUGCUACUUGCCCUCGGCUCCCUAUGGUUUACCAAAAUGAAUGAAUGCCUCCUUAGCUCGAAAAGGGAAGGAGACAAAGUUAGUUAGCCUUUUUUCUCCCAAUUCAUGGAAGUUCUGGCCUUUCUCAGGGCAAUCCUAAAAUGAAGCUGUGGUGCUCUUCAGUCAUCUGAGAAGCCAUUCACUCCCAUAUAAUGUGUCUAGGGUCCUGAGCUGUAGUCCAAACCUGUCUUUAAGAGACAAUGGCUCCUUUCUGAUCUUGGCAAAACUGAAACCCCUGUAAUAUCAAAGAAAUGCAAAAGGAUAUUUGUCCUCUCCCAUUUGACUGUGAAAGUGGCACUUAGAUUAUUUUUGCCUUUCUUUACAGACCAAAUGCUGCCUUGUCUAGUCUCCGAAUCAAUAAAAUGUCCUUUAAAUUUUG
Messenger RNA from Alligator mississippiensis (American alligator), 3774 nucleotides. It is a transcript of the gene AK2, whose product is annotated as adenylate kinase 2. Gene Ontology annotation, molecular function: AMP kinase activity; ATP binding. The coding region runs from base 45 to 758 and encodes 237 amino acids. Gene Ontology annotation, cellular component: cytoplasm; mitochondrion. Gene Ontology annotation, biological process: ADP biosynthetic process. The record is from RefSeq and is a predicted model, not a curated record. The transcript is spliced from 6 exons. Lineage: Eukaryota; Metazoa; Chordata; Crocodylia; Alligatoridae.